Messenger RNA from Styela clava, 502 nucleotides. RefSeq lists its product as uncharacterized. Lineage: Eukaryota; Metazoa; Chordata; Ascidiacea; Stolidobranchia; Styelidae. The record is from RefSeq and is a predicted model, not a curated record.
GUAAUGUGUAUGACUAUGGCGAAACCAAUAUAUUUAAAAAACAUUCAGAAAUGAAGUUACCUGUAAUAGACUUUGCCAGUUGUGCGAUUCGAAACAAAAAUGUAUCACCGAAAGACUUGAAAUAUGUUGGAGAUUCUAUUGUAAAAGCUUUCCACUCGGCCGGUUUCGUCUAUCUGAAAGAUACUGGUGUAUCAGAGAAUGAUCUCGAGAAAGUGUAUAAAUCUGCAAAACAGUUUUUUGAUCUGCCCAUUGAAAAGAAGAAAGAGUACAACAUCAAUAAAGAUUGCUUUGGUUACAUCGGGGUGGGAGUAGAAAGAAAUUCCGCUCAAUGACCAGCAGACUUCAAAGAAGGUUUCGAUGUUCCUGGAUCUGCAUGCGUACCUGGAGGGGGAAUUUGGCCAGACAAAGAGGUUGCUGGAUUUUCUUAUGUCAUGAAGGAAUUUGCAAAUAUUUGUCGUUUCUUGUCCACUCGGAUAUUGAGUGCAAUUUCACUGGGAUUGGG